GCAGACGGUCUGCGCGCACCUCCAGACGAGGCGGAUGCGGCCUCUUCGGCCGCGGCAGCUCCGAAUGCAGGCGAACCGAUGGGGCGCUCGAAGCCGCCUUUCCUCGCGAGGAGGAGCAGGCGGCCGUGGGCAUGGCUCGCUCUCUUUCCCCACGACCCCCGCUCGCAUCCACCACAUUUCACUCUCGAUGGCCUUUCAAGUUGUGCUAGCUUGGCGGCUUCCAAAUGGAUGGAUUGCAUUCCUCGGGAUGAUAGAACUUGCAAUCCAAGCUAUCUGGAGGUGUAGAGAUAAGUGGCUGGCCCAAUUUGUGUAAUUUUCCCCCGCGUCCAAGGCAUAGGGAGCUUACCUAAUUCGAUUUAUUUAUAUUCACAACACCCCUGUGUGGUAGGCCAGGUUGGGAAUCGGUUAACUUCAUGGCCAAGUGAGGACUAGAGUCCCAGUCCAUCACUGUAAUCACUACACUGCUGAACCUCAGGGCUGAGUGGGAAUUUGAAUCUGGGCCUGGACAAGUUGCUCUACCCAUCACACCAUAGUGUCUACAGUAUUUCCUGUGCAAAGUGUUUCUCUUUUUUAAUGUGUGGAUGCUCAAUACGUCCUCUGCGCACAAAAUGACUGAUGCGAGACUCCAAACCUUCACAUUUGGGGCGGUCCAUUAAUGGAACAGGAUAGCCAUCAUGCAGCGGACUUGGUGAUAGAGGAAUGCCUGGCCUGUCACUUCAAACUGAAUGAGUAAUUAUAAGAAGUAAUGGAAGCCCUGAUGAAACCCAGCCGGUACCAGUGGUCUUCUAUGGAGCAUGAAGAUUCGCUCAAAGAAGUGGCAAAGGCCUUUAUUCGCCUUUGUGCUGAAUGGGGAGAUGGAGACAGCCCAAGGCAGCCUCUUAUCACCCAUCAGGCAGACCCCUACACAAAAGCCUCAGUGGCCUCUGUGGCCAGACCCACACUUCCUGUGAUGGUCAAGCAUCUUCCAACACAAACUAACUUGCAGUCGGAGACUCCUAAGGAUUCUAGAGUUUCUAGGAAACCUGUGAUGAAAAGGAAGGUACUUAGGCGAAGGCCUGAUGGAGAAGUGCAGGUGACAGAUGAGUCAGUCAUCAGUGAACCAGAAUCAACCAGUCCAGUUGACCCCGAGUAUGCAGGUCUGAGUCAGAGAAUGUACAACCUUAAUACCCAGCAGGAAGAGGAAGACUCUGUGGAGGAGACUGAGCCAAACAGUUCCCCAGAAUCUGAGGUUCCCUAUUCCUGGAGAGCGACAGAUGAGAGCCAGAGCCUGAGCUCUCAAAGGGAGAGCCAGAGCUGUACAUCCUAUGAGCAGGACUUGAUUCUUGCUGGCCACCCAAAGUCCUUCAUAAUACCGAGACUAGAGCAACCCAGCCGAAACAGAAUGAAGACUGAUCGGGUAGCACGUUACUUGGAGCAUAAGCAUGACUGGGAAACACUGCGGCUGCCAGGUGAGGAUCUGAGGAAGGGUGUGCGCUGGAGCAUCCGGGAGCAGAUGCUCUACAAGUCAGAAAUGCCUCCUCGACCUCAGCAUAUUUAUAUCCCCAACAAUUAUAUGGUGCCUACAGAGAAGAAGAGAUCUGCCCUGCGCUGGGGAAUACGCUGUGACCUGGCAAAUGGUGUGAUACCUCGGAAGUCCUACUCCUCCUAGAAAGCCAGAGCCUCUGACAGGACUGUGUAUUGAUCAGCAUAACUCAAAUAAGUAGCCACUCUGACCAGGGAACCAAGCUAUUUUGAUAACAUUGAACCCCAAAUUCUGCAUAUUGGUUUUUACUCUAUCCUUGUUUGUCAGAGUUGUGUUUCUGGGCAGGAAAGGACAUUACUUGCCCAUGUUUUAAGAAAAACAGUUGCCCCAUACUGGAUCAUUUACAUGUAAAUAAUGUCCUUUAAGAAGCCAAGUAGAAGAUGAACCAAGGCAUGCUGAAAUCUUUGUCAAGGAAAAUAAACUUUGUUUUCAUUGCAAGAUCUUUCAAAACACAUUCCUUUUCUAAACCAGUGAGCAUCUUGUAUGCCACUAUUUUUUAAAAUGUUUAACUUCUGGAUACUAUUAAACAUGUGAAAUAAAAAAUCCUCUCCAUUC
Messenger RNA from Varanus komodoensis (Komodo dragon), 2077 nucleotides. RefSeq names its product HYLS1 centriolar and ciliogenesis associated (gene HYLS1). Gene Ontology annotation, cellular component: centriole; non-motile cilium. Gene Ontology annotation, biological process: cilium assembly. The record is from RefSeq and is a predicted model, not a curated record. Lineage: Eukaryota; Metazoa; Chordata; Lepidosauria; Squamata; Varanidae. The transcript is spliced from 4 exons. The coding region runs from base 746 to 1648 and encodes 300 amino acids.